UCUGCCAUCUUUGCAUUAAGUGGUUCCUGACUGUCAUGCUAAGGGACGCGUGGAGGAAAAUGAACUUUCCAUUGUGACGAGCUGUCAUGUGGAGCGGGGAGAGGACGUCCGGUAGGUUAGUGUUUCCUGUGUAAGAGCACAGCUGACUCAGCUCCACCGGUGCAUACAGGCAGCAGGUAACCCGAAUACAACACCAACUAUGACCGACCAUCCGUCACAAACGCCGCUGUUUACUUUCGGUGUGAUAGCCGACAUCCAGUACGCAGAUAUAGACGACGGAUACAACUACACCCGGUCUCACCGGCGGUACUAUCGGAACAGCCUGCAGCUGCUGAGCAAGGCUCAGCGGAGUUGGUCUGAGUCUGCCGUGAAGCCGCACUUCAUCCUCCAACUGGGAGACAUUAUCGACGGCUUCAACAAGCGGGACGGCGCCUCGGAGAAGGCUCUGGACUCGGUGCUGAGGGAGCUGAGCCGCUGCCCGGUGGAGGUGCACCAUGUGUGGGGCAACCACGAGUUCUACAACUUCAGCAGGAGCCAGCUGUUGCGGUCACAGCUCAACAGCACACCAAGGACCGGCAGCAGUCUGGCAGGACCCCCGGCCCCGGCCGACUUCUAUGCCUACCACUUCAGCCCCUUCCCCGGCUUCACCUUCGUGGUGCUGGACGCUUAUGAUGUGAGCCUGUUGGGCAGAGAGGUGUCCAGUGAACAAUACAGUAACGCUAUGGAUCGGAUAAAACAGUACAACAGCAACGAGGACCUCAACUGUCCUCCAGGUGUUGUGGGACUGGAGACAAGGUUUACAAUGUUCAAUGGUGGGUUCAGUAAGGACCAGCUGGACUGGCUCGAUUCUGUGUUAUCCUUGGCCGAUGAGAAACGGGAAAGAGUCACUAUUGUCAGUCACCUCCCAAUCCACCCAAACUCCACAACACCCAUGUGCCUUGCAUGGAACUUUGAUGAGCUCCUCUCUAUCAUCCACUCCCAUAACAGUGUGGUGUGUUACAUGGCAGGACACGACCAUGACGGUGGAUACUGCAAAGAUGAAGACACAGGAGUGCACCACCUGACGUUAGAGGGUGUGAUCGAGACUCCUCCUGACAGCAAUGCCUUUGGCACAGUCUCCGUCUAUAAGGACAGGAUGGUGCUGAAAGGAAACGGCAGGAUCAGAAAUAGAGUCUUUCUAUUUGCAUGAUGCCAAAGUGACAACAACUAGACUGCCACUUGCUGUACUAAAGAAUCACGUUCCAGUUUUUCAGUCCUGUCUUAAAACAGAAGCAGCCUGUUUCAGCAUGAGAACAGCUUUUGUUUAUACUGGCCAUAAAAUAUUAUUUUUUAUUUGGUUCAACUGGAAGUGAUGGGGGCAACAUCUAAAGUUAAUUUAAGUUGCUUGAAUGUGUUCUCAAGUGGUUGUCUUUCACAGUUGUGUUCAUUUUGCUGUAAAAUCCCUUUUCUCUGCUUACCUGAACUGUAGCUAAGUUUUCAAUCGAUCCAUUAUUUUUUUCUUCAAAUGUUAGCUAACUUUUGAGAAAAAUGUCAAAAGAAAAUGCUUUUAUCGAUGCACCAACCUUUCCACCUCAGCCAAAGCAGCUGUUAAGUUUGAUCUAAAACUAACUUUAAACAAUUACCAUUUGAUUUAUUUAUUUAUUUAUUAUAUCGACAGAGUUUGAAAUGUACUGUCAUACAGAUAUAGAAUUGUGGAUUUUAUCCACAGUUACCCUAAAAGUGCAUUUGAAAAGGAAUUGUUUAAUGACCACGGUGACCUGAAGAAUCAGGGAUUUUUAUUAGUCCUUUUUACAGGAAGAAAAUUUCACAGCAUCCAGUUUCCAUCCCAUAGCAUAGGGAUGUGUUUGUUCUUCUCAGUUUAAAAAACACUGACAAAUAAGUUAUUAUAAUGAAACUACUCAAAUGGAACCAGUAUAACUCUCAGCUUUUUUAUUUAUGUUAAAACAUCAAGAUGGGAAGACUUUGCAAAUAUAAUACCUCAGAGAAUUUAUUGCACUGAUAAGUUUUUAUUUGUUUUAAACUGAUGACAAAGCAUGCUGUUUUCCUGUUUUAUUUUGGGGAUAAAAACAUUUAUAUGCAAAUACUUCAAGGAAGUAGUGAUUUUAAGUUUGAAUUGCUGCCUUUUGUGCAGUUGCACAUUACUGACUCGUAUACUGUUAACUGCUGAGUGCUGUAUGAGUGAAAAAUUGAACUAGUGCAGUGUUUUGCAGUAUUAUGCAUACUCCAGCUUUCAGGUGAUAAGAUGAGCAUAAGUGCAAAUCCAUUUGAUUUACACUAUAAAGUCAUGAGUUCAGUAAUAAAAGACGUAUACCACCAGACAUGACAUGACCUUGGAACUUUUUGAAUCUGUUUUUGUUGUUUUGUUGAGGAUGCUGUAAUAAAACGUGUAGGUUGUUUUGUGUGUGAAAAGACCAUGAACAGAUACAGUUUUGAACAAAAAACUUCACAUACACUUAAAAGACCUUGUAUAUUGAGUUUUCAGUGACUCCUAGAGCAUGCAAAUUUCUAUGAUGGAAUAACUGAAAUACAUUUUGGUUCCUUCACAAAUUUAUUACAGUCAGAAAUAAACAUGCAACUUGAAUUACCA
This is a messenger RNA of Amphiprion ocellaris (clown anemonefish), 2587 nucleotides long. It is a transcript of the gene adprm, whose product is annotated as ADP-ribose/CDP-alcohol diphosphatase, manganese-dependent. Gene Ontology annotation, molecular function: CDP-glycerol diphosphatase activity; 2',3'-cyclic-nucleotide 2'-phosphodiesterase activity; manganese ion binding. The transcript has 3 exons. Lineage: Eukaryota; Metazoa; Chordata; Actinopteri; Pomacentridae. Bases 200 to 1189 code for a protein of 329 amino acids. The record is from RefSeq and is a predicted model, not a curated record.